AUGCCUAACUCUACUGCUUGUGCGGAGUUCUGUGAUUUCAUUGAAGCCACCGGUUUCAUUGAGGCGCCUACGGUUGGUCUGCAUUACACGUGGUCUGGUCGUAGAUUUAUGCCUACACAUGUGGAGUCUCGUCUGGAUAGAGCCAUUUAUGCUGACUCUUUUGCAAAUCUCUGGAGUUCGGUUUUUGUUCAAGCUCUUCCACGUAUUACCUCGGAUCAUUCUCCGCUUAUUCUUCAUUGCAUGGUGGAUGCUCCUCCUCGCCAUCGUUUCUUUAAGUUCCUUAACAUGUGGACCUUACAUCCGGAUUUUCUCCAUACGGUGGAACGGUCCUGGCAGAUGGAUACCGAGAUUGAGCUUUUGGAAAUUCAAGAUCAGAUUGCCAGGGAAGGUUACACGGAGGAUCUCUUUAAUAAAGAAGAGGAAGCCCAAGCUAAGAUCAACGUUGUGCUUUCCAGGCAGAGCUCGCUUCUACAGCAAAAAAGUCGGGUGUCUUGGCUUCAAGAUGGAGACAGGAACACGAAGUUCUUUCAUGCGAUGCUUAGGUUUCGUCGUAAACCUCACAUCGUUUCUCACAUGGAGAUCAAUGGAGAUAUGAAUUACGAUCAAAAGGUUAUUGGGGAUCAUAUAGUGGAUUUCUUCUCUUCUUUGUUUUCGACUAGCAGUCAUACUAAUACUGAUAUUACGACGGUUGAGGCGGUUAUUGAGGAGAUGGUCGAAGAUCGUUAUAAUAAUUUGCUCAUUCGCUUGCCGGAUGAAGAGGAAAUUUCUGCUAUGGUUUUUUAG
Messenger RNA from Salvia miltiorrhiza (redroot sage), 783 nucleotides. RefSeq lists its product as uncharacterized. Lineage: Eukaryota; Viridiplantae; Streptophyta; Magnoliopsida; Lamiales; Lamiaceae. The transcript has 2 exons. The coding region runs from base 1 to 783 and encodes 260 amino acids. The record is from RefSeq and is a predicted model, not a curated record.